Molecule: messenger RNA, 381 nt
Organism: Vombatus ursinus (common wombat)
Lineage: Eukaryota; Metazoa; Chordata; Mammalia; Diprotodontia; Vombatidae
Product: AP-3 complex subunit sigma-1-like
Exons: 2
Coding region: 1-381 (126 amino acids)
Biological process (GO): protein transport; vesicle-mediated transport
Cellular component (GO): intracellular membrane-bounded organelle
Source: RefSeq, a predicted model, not a curated record
AUGAUCAAGGCUAUGAUCUUCAUCUUCAACAACCAAAGGAAACUCCAGCUCUCCAGGUUUUACCAACUCUCUAUACUCAUGGAAACUCUAGACAAGUGUUUUGAAAAUACCUGUGAACUGGAUUUAAUCUUCCAUGUACAUAAGGUCCACAAUAUUAUGGCAGAAAUGGUGAUGAGGGUAAUGGUUUUGGAGACCAACAUGAAUGAAAUUGCUACUCAAAUUGACAUGCAAGAUAAACUGGAGAAAUCUGAGUCUGGCUUAGCAGGAGCUCCAGAGUGUGCAGUAUCCAUUGUAAGCAAUAUGAAUCUUCCUGACAUCACAAGAAAUAAUAACAUUGGUGAGAUUAGCAUAAAAGUGCCAAAUCUGCCCUCUUUUAAAUAA